Messenger RNA from Neurospora crassa OR74A, 1620 nucleotides. It is a transcript of the gene tca-16, whose product is annotated as malate dehydrogenase. Lineage: Eukaryota; Fungi; Ascomycota; Sordariomycetes; Sordariales; Sordariaceae. The transcript is spliced from 8 exons. The record is from RefSeq and is a predicted model, not a curated record. The coding region runs from base 369 to 1364 and encodes 331 amino acids. Gene Ontology annotation, biological process: malate metabolic process; tricarboxylic acid cycle. Gene Ontology annotation, cellular component: cytoplasm. Gene Ontology annotation, molecular function: L-malate dehydrogenase (NAD+) activity.
CGGGACGCGAACGAAGAGGGAGCGCAACGAGAGAGAGCGGGGCAGCUCGUUUCAGUUCCCUUGCUGCAUCAUUGCCUCGAUUUGGCUGUCUGGAAGGAGGAACGGCAUUGACGCCUUGUGUCCACUUGGCCGCCAGCCCCGCAACCCUGAGCCCCAGCUGUACAUAAUACUGCAUAGGUUAAGGUAAAUAAAGAGAAGCUCCCCCACGAGCUCCCCGUCCCCCAGAAUCCAGAAGUCCCCCGUUAUUUCAGAUCCGAGUUCCUCACAGUCCACCCUUCGAAUCCACCUUGACGAAUCGCCAUUGUUGCGCAUAUCGUCUAUAUCAACAAUUACCCCUCCCCCCGCUUUAGACGUCUACAGAUUUCAAAAUGGUCAAGGCCGUUGUUGCUGGCGCCGCUGGCGGUAUCGGACAGCCCCUGUCCCUCCUCCUCAAGCUGUCUCCUCUCGUUGACGAGCUCGCCCUCUACGAUGUCGUCAACACCCCCGGUGUUGCUGCCGAUCUCUCUCACAUCUCCUCCCCCGCCAAAACCACCGGCUACCUUCCCCCCAACGACGGCGCCAAGGCCGCCUUCAAGGAUGCCGACAUCAUUGUCAUCCCCGCCGGUAUUCCUCGCAAGCCUGGCAUGACCCGUGAUGAUCUCUUCAACAUCAACGCCGGUAUCGUCAAGGGCUUGAUUGAGGUUGCUGCUGAUGUGGCCCCCAACGCAUUCAUCCUCGUCAUCUCCAACCCUGUCAACUCGACUGUCCCCAUUUCCGCCGAGGUCCUCAAGGCCAAGGGUGUCUUCAACGCCCAGCGCCUCUUCGGUGUCACCACCCUCGAUAUUGUCCGUGCCGAGACCUUCGUUGCUGAGAUUGCUGGCAAUAGCAACCCCCAGGAGCUCGUUGUCCCCGUCAUCGGUGGGCACUCCGGCGAGACCAUCGUUCCUCUCUUCAGCAAGGUGUCCCCCUCGGUCACCAUCCCUGACGACAAGUACGAUGCUCUUGUCAACCGCGUCCAGUUCGGUGGUGAUGAGGUCGUCAAGGCCAAGGAGGGUCUCGGCUCUGCCACCCUCUCCAUGGCUUAUGCCGGUUAUCGCUUCGCUGAGAAGCUCCUCAAGGCCGCCAAGGGCGCCAAGGGCCUUGUCGAGCCCACCUACGUCUAUCUCCCCGGUAUUCCCGGUGGUAAGGAGAUCGCGGAGAAGACUGGUGUUGACUUCUUCUCCGUCCCCGUCGAGCUCGGCCCCAAUGGUGCUGAGAAGGCUAUUGACAUCCUCGGCGACAUCACCGAGAAGGAGAAGACUCUCCUCGAGGCUGCCAUCAAGGGCCUCAAGGGCAACAUCCAGAAGGGCGUUGACUUUGCCCACAACCCCCCUCAGAAGCUGUAAAAAAAGUUGAUAGGAUAAUCGACGACUGAUAUGACCCGAACGACCGAUACCCAUUCUCUUCCCCUCGCACGUGUCAUCAGCUUCCUCUCAGUGCGCCGGGUCCAGUACCCGUCACCUUGACGAAUGAGACUCUUAUCGCAAGCGCCGCUUUGCGCCCUAUGUAAGGAUAUGGGGGCGUACUUAUGGUUGCUGUAUGCCUGAAAAGACUGGACUACUAUGUCGCUGGAGGGACGAAAAUAAACAUUAUCUUAUGCAC